CUUAUUGGACUCUCUUUAGAGAAGGCAAUUUCAGAGACAACAAUCACUUCAAAUACAAAGAGUAACAAGGACACAGAUAGAGAAAGAAAGUGAAAAAGCGACAGCCUUACAAACAACACAGAAGCGAAAGAGAAAGAGAAAGAGAAAAAAAAAUUGUUCAUUUUUAAAUCCCACAGAAGCGAAAACGAUACCUGAUGAGAGCCUUUGCAACCUUUUCCGACCUGCAAUUCCAUGAGACUGAGCAGCAAAUUGGAGCAAAAGAAGGAGGCAGGUUAACUUAUUGUGAUGGUGGAAGAAGUGAGGACUAUUAAAUGAGAUGAUUACACUCUUCAACUGUUCAAUUGUUGGAGGAAUUCAAUACUUCGAAUAAUCCAAUGUCCCAAGAUUAUCAUGACCAAAGUCUUGCUAGUUUCUCGAGUGGAUUCGAGAGACUUCAAGACGAAGAACAACAGCAGCAACAACACAUCGCUCACCAGAUCCAUCGAGAAAAAUUAAGAGUAGAAGGGUUUGAGUCGCCACUGUCCUUGGUAGGUGUUGAAGAAGAAGGAGAAUCAAGUGGAAUCCAAGUUUAUGAGACAGACGGAAUGUUGUCUGAAAUGUUUAAUUUUCAGACAACAGCCACGGCCGGUUCUGCAACUGAGUUGUUGCAGAAUCAAUUGUCUCAUAACUAUAGGCACCCGAAUCAAGUGCCACAUCGUCAUCAAGAACAACCUCCGAACACUAACUUGGGAAAUGAGUGGUUUGCUAACCAACAAGUGGUCGUAGUUGGUGGAAGUUUGCAGGUACCAUUUGGGGAUGCAAAAGAUCAUGUGGACGCGAAGGUAUUGAGUAACCAUGAUAGUGUAACUGCUCAUUACCAGCGUCAACAUAAUCAAGUACCAAGAACAUAUAACGCGGAAUCCAUGCAACUUUUUCUUAUGAAUCCACAUCCAAGGUCAGCAUCACAAUCUCCUUCACAACCUACUAGUUCAAAUCUUCAAGGGUUUCCUAGUCCAGCGACCGGAGGGCGUUUCGGUCAAUUCAUAUGUGGAGGAGCAAGUACUUCUAAUUCAGUUGGAGGAGUAAAUGUAAUUGAAGGGCAAGGUCUUUCAUUAUCUUUGUCAUCCACUUUGCAGCAUUUGGAAGCAAACAAGGUUGAAGAAUUAAGGAUGAGUGGUGGAGGAGAAAUGUUGUUUUACAAUCAAGAAAGUCAAAAUCAUCGUCAAUUUCAUCAUAUUGGUGGGUCAUCACUAGGACUAGUCAAUGUGUUGAGGAAUUCAAAGUAUGCCAAAGCAGCACAAGAGUUGUUGGAAGAGUGUUGUAGUGUUGGGAGAGGUCAAUUAUUCAAGAAGACAAACAAAGUUUCCAAGAAUAAAAACACAAAAUCAGCCUCUAACCCUAGUGGAAGCAAAAAUAAUCCAUCUUCUUCUAAGGAUAACCCUCCUAAUUUGUCAGCUUCAGAUAGACUUGAUCAUCAGAGAAGGAAGUUUAAACUUUUAUCCAUGCUUGAUGAGGUAGACAAAAGAUACAACCACUAUUGCGAACAAAUGCAGAUGGUAGUAAACUCAUUCGACCUCGUCAUGGGUUUUGGAGCUGCAGUUCCUUACACAGCACUCGCACAGAAAGCCAUGUCACGGCAUUUCAAGUGUCUAAAAGGUGGCAUCGCCGCGCAAUUGAAGCAGAGCUGUGAACUGCUGGGCGAAAAAGAUGCAAGCACUUCGGGACUGACCAAAGGAGAGACACCAAGACUGAAAGUGUUGGAACAAAGCUUGAGGCAACAAAGGGCAUUUCAACAAAUGGGAAUGAUGGAACAAGAAGCUUGGAGACCACAAAGAGGAUUGCCUGAACGUUCUGUCAACAUUUUAAGAGCUUGGCUUUUCGAGCAUUUUCUCCAUCCGUAUCCAAGUGAUGCAGAUAAGCAUCUGUUAGCACGACAGACUGGUCUCUCCAGAAAUCAGGUAGCAAAUUGGUUCAUCAAUGCGAGGGUGCGGUUGUGGAAACCCAUGGUAGAAGAUAUGUAUCAACGAGAGGCUAUAGAAGAUGAUGAUGACAUGCAAAACCAAAACAGUACUAAUAAUGCACAAACACCAACCUCUAAUAUUAUUACCAAUUCAAAUACACAAACAUUUGCUUCAGACGAAAAAUCCCCAAGCAAUGCCCCGGAAAACGACCCUUCAAUUGUUGCACUGAACAGCCAUAUUUCUUCCUCUAUGCCAACUCAAACAACCAAUUUCCCAACUAUUCAAGAUUCCGACGACACGUUGCCCCGCGGGGGAGCGGUGUCCGGUGGUGGUGAAUAUGGGACCACAAAUGUGGCUAAUAAUUCUGAAAUUGGAUCUACCAUGAUAAGAUUUGGGACCGCUGUGGCUGGUGACGUUUCACUUACCUUAGGACUGCGCCAUGCAGGAAAUCUACCCGAGGAUACUCAUUUUUUUGGUUAACUAAGAUGGGAGUAUUUCAUUUGAAGGCUGGGUGCAACAUACAUGAAUUAUAUAUAUUGUCACGACAUUAGUUUAUACUUAAUUCUGCCAUAGUAAAACCAGAUUUUGUUUCACAUAAUUUUCUCUUGUUAUGAUGCCUCACAAGAUCUAUAUUGAGAAACAGUUGCACUAUAUUGGAGAAUUUGUAAAAUAGACACUUCGAAAACUUAAUAAAAUAUUUAGUAACAAG
Messenger RNA from Capsicum annuum, 2649 nucleotides. RefSeq names its product BEL1-like homeodomain protein 2. The record is from RefSeq and is a predicted model, not a curated record. Gene Ontology annotation, biological process: regulation of transcription by RNA polymerase II. Gene Ontology annotation, molecular function: DNA-binding transcription factor activity, RNA polymerase II-specific; RNA polymerase II cis-regulatory region sequence-specific DNA binding. The transcript has 5 exons. The coding region runs from base 375 to 2420 and encodes 681 amino acids. NCBI's taxonomy places the organism in Eukaryota, Viridiplantae, Streptophyta, Magnoliopsida, Solanales, Solanaceae.